AUGUCAAACUCUUCUCCAACAAUAGAGUCAAAGAAUUUUGUGAGAGAAGAAGACGACAACGGAGAAUUUGAGAAGGAAGAAAAUGACACCAAAGAAUUUGAACAACUAACCUUAAGAGAGAAGAGAGCGCCAAUAUUAGAUCAAGAGAGAGAGAGAAAUCGAGGGUGGACCCACCCAGGGUCCCUUUCAACAUGCAUAGUUCUACAAACAAGUUUGAAGAAGGGAGCAAGUUAUCUUUGUGAGAGGGAAGCAAAAGACACUAAAUCACAUACAGCAAGAAUCUUUCGUAUUCUCCCUAGGAAGAAAGCAAGGUUUGACCAUCUCUGUCAGGAGAACCAACCUACAGCUGAAGAAAUUAAGCAGCUCAGAUAUCAAAUGAAAGGGACUCUAAUAUUCUGCCUUUUACUAAAGAAUACCUUAGUCCAGAGUCCAUUUUACCAAAACCAAUCGUCUCGUAUGACACAUCUUGUAUCAAGCAAUCCUUAUCAGAGAAUAUAUAAUAGAAAGAAGAAUCUCUUGCCAAUUUUGAUUGAUACCUUGUGUGGAGUAUUCCUCUGCACCAUGGUAGGUUUUGAUCAUGAAAAUGGUGAGGUUUGUAAAGACUUACUUAAAACAAAAGAUGGAACAGAUCAUUGGCUCAUAUGUAGCUCCUCUUUUGAAAGAGGUUACUGUGUGAGGCAACAUCGAUUUGUUUCUGAGUUAUCUACUUCAACACAAUUACUUCAUGUAAGCCGCUGCAGUGGGAAAUUACGAUCCAGUGGGAAUUGA
Molecule: messenger RNA, 768 nt
Organism: Vicia faba (fava bean)
Lineage: Eukaryota; Viridiplantae; Streptophyta; Magnoliopsida; Fabales; Fabaceae
Source: the annotation of a GenBank genome assembly